Molecule: messenger RNA, 1586 nt
Organism: Vigna unguiculata (cowpea)
Lineage: Eukaryota; Viridiplantae; Streptophyta; Magnoliopsida; Fabales; Fabaceae
Gene: CLS
Product: cardiolipin synthase
Biological process (GO): cardiolipin biosynthetic process
Cellular component (GO): membrane; mitochondrion
Molecular function (GO): cardiolipin synthase (CMP-forming) activity
Source: RefSeq, a predicted model, not a curated record
UCUAUCUUCAUCUACAAGUCUCAUUCAUGAAUCCAUUUCAAAAGCAGUGAAUUGAAUGCACUAUAUCUAAAACCAUUGUCACUGCCAUCACAAAAACCAUAUUUGUAGAAAGAAUGAGUGCUCCUACUCCAGUUGCUAUAGGCACAAGAGGCACAAUUGGAUCCCUUGUGAGGAAGGAAAUUGAAUACUUCUCCAAAUUUGAGUUGGGGAACUCACAAAGGCCUCAACCACAUUAUGUGGACAUGGUUUCUAGCAGAGGAUAUUCCAGUUGCAGACCUAGUUUUUGGGUGUUUCUGAUGACAGGGAAGAGAAGGAAGAGAAGAGGUAGCAAUGUGUUUGUCCCAAAAAUGUGUUCUGUUGCAGAAGUGGUGGAGAACACUUCACCGGAAGAUGUUCCAAUAAUGGUUCUGUUCAGCAAGUUCCUCAGAGCAAUACUCGCCGACAACACCCAAGCCCGAGCCAAAGCCCGAACCUUCCUCACCUCAAUAUACGCAUUCCCCUGGUACGCGCCUCACCACAACAACCGCCACUCCCGCUCCCCAACCAAUAACAGAUUCCUCUCUCCCGGCCCAGGCCCUGGCCCAGGCCCAGGCCCUCUCUUCCUCUCUCGCCCCCCAUGGAAACUCUCUCAAUCCGCCACCCCUCUCUAUUUGCACGAAAACGCCGUCGUUUUCCCCAAGGUCCACCCCUUCAAUUUGCUUCGCUCCACUCCUCCUCUCCCUCUCCGCUUCCCUGAUCCGGCUCCCUCCAUUUCCACCAACCCUUCUCUUUUCCACAGCUUCGUCAAUCUCCCCAAUUUCAUAUCCUUCUCCCGAUUACUUUCCGGUCCUCUUCUCGCAUGGAUGAUCUCCAACGAGUUCUAUACUCCAGCAAUUGUAGGGUUGGCACUCUCUGGGGCCACUGAUUGGCUGGAUGGAUACGUGGCUCGGAAGAUGAAGAUAGAUUCCGUAGUGGGUUCCUACCUUGAUCCCCUUGCUGACAAGGUUCUUAUUGGUUGCGUUGCUCUUGCCAUGGUGCAUAAAGAUCUACUGCAUCCUGGGGUUGUUAGUCUUGUUGUGUUUCGGGACGUCUUCCUUGUUGGGGGUGCAGUAUUUCUAAGAGCAAAUAGCUUGGGUUGGAAGUGGAAAAGCUGGUUUGAUUUUUUUAACCUUGAUGGAACCGCCCGCCAAAAGGUUGAACCACUCCUUCUAAGCAAGGUGAAUACAGUAUUCCAAUUAGCACUAGUUGCUGCUGCUCUUCUUCAACCAGAGUUUGGAACACAGGAAACUCAACCAUAUAUUACUUAUUUGAGCUAUUUAGUGGCUUCAACAACAGUGGCAACUACUGCAGCAUAUGGAGCACAAUACUUUAGGAGAUUUACAGUAGUAUCAAACUCGGUCUAGUUGAGUUUCCAUUGAAUGCAGAAGGAUGGAGGGAUCCGCAAGAACUAGGACUCAUUGCACAGUUAUUUAUAACCAUAAUGCACAGGCUGUUUUCAAAUAUUGCCUUCUGAUAAGAGUGAGCAUUAGUGUUUCUUGUAGUUACUUUUUUUUUUUCCUUCUGAAAUUCUGUGUUUGAGGAAAGUUUAAAAAACAUUGUCAUUUUAA